This is a messenger RNA of Leptopilina boulardi, 1188 nucleotides long. It is a transcript of the gene P32, whose product is annotated as complement component 1 Q subcomponent-binding protein, mitochondrial. The record is from RefSeq and is a predicted model, not a curated record. Gene Ontology annotation, cellular component: mitochondrial matrix. Lineage: Eukaryota; Metazoa; Arthropoda; Insecta; Hymenoptera; Figitidae. The transcript is spliced from 5 exons. Gene Ontology annotation, biological process: cytosolic ribosome assembly. Bases 124 to 936 code for a protein of 270 amino acids.
UUCUUCUCUCUCUCUCUCUUGUACUUUUUGCACCGAGGAUUACACCCUGCAUGCCGGUUACUGUUUUAUUUUGAUUUUAAUUAAUAAUUAAACGUUAUAAUAAACGAAAAAUAGUGUUUCAAAAUGAUGAAUGGACUAGUGAGAAGUGCCUUGAGAGUUACGGCUUUAAAAAAUGUCAUAACACCGGCAGUAAAUAUUACAAAAACCAAUGUUCAAAUUAAUCGAAUGCUUUGGAACAUGUGCAAUCGAUUAGAGCAUAAUUCUUCAAGUUUAACCAAGGAAGCGAAUAAAAUUCACAGUGAAUUAUGUAAUUGCGGUGGUUGUCGAUCAGCACAUACAAAAGCCGAAAAAGAAUUAGUUGAAUUUCUUGCCGAGGAAAUAGUAGCUGAGAAGAAAGCUCGAAAAUUAAAAACAAUUCCAACAGAUCUCUAUGGAUUUAAAGUAUCUCUCGAUGGAGCUGAAGUACGUCUCGUAAAAGAAGAGGCAGCAGAAACAAUUACAAUUUCCUUCAAUAUUAAUCAUACAAUUAGUGCUGACGAAGAGCCUGAAAUUGAUCCUCAGGAUGACAAAGCAGACGUUGGUGAAAUGAGAAGCAAACCUAAUUUUGAAAUUGACAUUGUAAGAGGGAAUCAAACAUUAUCAUUCACUUGUUCUUAUAAUAGAGAACCUGGAGCGUCUGGUGCUGACGAAAGUUAUAAUGACAUUUUCGGAAUUGACGAAAUUACGCUUUAUGAAGGCGAAUAUUCCGACAAAGUUUAUGCCGUAAGCGGAGAAGUCAUCGAUGGCUACCUCUACGACCUAUUGAUGAACUAUCUUGAGGAGAAGGGAAUAUCAAAUGAAUUCGCAGAAAAAAUGAUGGAACUCAGUACAUCGUACGAGCACACGGCAUACAUUAGUUUACUUGAAGGUCUUUCCAAAUUCACCACACCAAAAUAAAAAAAAAAAAUUUCCAUUUUAUAUUAUUUUGAGUUCAAUAAUAUUUCCAGUGACGUGAAAAUUCGAUUCUCUUCGAAUUACACAAAAACACAAAGACGUAAUUAAUGUAAUUAUAUGCUUAAAAAAUUUUUUUGUUACAGUUAGACGUGUAUUUUAGUUUUAUUUUUCUUUUCCAAACACUAUAGACGAUACUUUUUAGAAAAUGUUACAAUGAUUUUUCAGAAAAAUAAAUUGUGUUGAAAAAAGAAACAA